Funneliformis caledonium is the source of this 2811-nucleotide messenger RNA. The record is from the annotation of a GenBank genome assembly. Lineage: Eukaryota; Fungi; Glomeromycota; Glomeromycetes; Glomerales; Glomeraceae.
AUGACUCUUCAAAGUUAUGAUGUCGUUGUGAGUUUCUUUAGUGUGGUAUUGGAUAUUUUCUUCCGUGAAAUAAGGCCUCGCGGAUCACAUAAAGUACCAAAGGAAGGGCCGGUAAUAUUUGUCGCAGCGCCUCAUGCAAACCAGUAUGUCGGGAAUGCAAUAAUGCCUGGAUCGAAUCUUAAGUUUGUUGAUCCAUUGAUUUUGAUGAGGCAUUGUCAGAGGCACGUUUCAUUCUUGGUUGCAGAAAAAUCGAUGCGUCGCAAAUAUAUCGGAGCAAUGGCUCGUGCUGUUCAUGCAAUCCCGGUUACAAGGCCUCAGGAUUUAGCUCAAGUCGGAAAAGGACGAAUUCAACUUCUUAAUCGUAAAACCGAUCCAACUCGAAUCACCGGUAUCGGAACUGCAUUUACACAACAGUUGAAAGUUGGAUCUCGAAUUGCUCUUCCUAUGGAUCACGGCUCGUCUGAAGUAAAAGAAAUAUUAUCAGACACGGAAUUAGUUAUAAAAAGAGAAUUCAAAGAGAUAGAUGCUUUAAACUUGCUUACAGAUCCUGAAGGCACGCAAUAUAAGUGUUUUCCACAUAUUGAUCAUAGUCAAGUAUAUAAAAUCGUUUUCGAUACCCUGAAAGAAGGUCAUUGCAUUGGAAUAUUUCCGGAAGGUGGUAGUCACGACCGCACGGAAAUCUUGCCCCUUAAAGCUGGCGUGACAAUAAUGGCUUUGGGAGCUAUUGCUGCGAAUCCCGACUUGAACGUUAAAAUAGUUCCAUGUGGUUUGAAUUAUUUUCACGCUCACCAUUUCAGAUCACGUGCGGUUAUAGAAUUUGGUUCUCCAAUUUCUAUUCCACCUGAUUUAGUGGAGAAAUUUAAGGAAGGAGGCUCAUCAAAAAGGGAAGCUUGUUCGAAAUUAUUGGAAGACAUUUAUAAUGGUUUAAGAGCUGUUACCGUCAACACUCCAGAUUAUGAGACGUUGAUGUUCAUACAAGCUGGACGUCGUUUAUAUAAGCCGGCUCAUAGAAGAUUACCAAUUUCUCAAAUUGUUGAAUUAAAUCGGCGAUUUGUGGCAGGUUAUGAGCAUUUUAAAGACAAUCCCAGAGUUCAAGAAAUGCGAAAGCAUAUUAUGGAAUAUAACAAAUUAUUAAAAUAUCAUGGGUUAAAAGAUCAUCAAGUUAACAGGUCAGCUAUGGGAGGAACUAGAGCUGCCGGAUUAUUAUUCUACAGAGUGAUAUUAUUAGCAACAUGGGGAAUCUUAGGGCUACCUGGCGAAAGGAAAGCCAAAGAAGCUGUCCGUGUAUCAUCUAUCAAAGUGGCAGGACGUGAUGUGCUGGCGACAUGGAAAUUACUCGUUGCUCUUGUUGUCACUCCCAUGCUUUAUGGCUUUUAUACAUUCAUUGUGGUUCUCAUUUCAUUUAAAUAUAGGUGGAUAUUAAAAUGGAAGGUUUUUGCUCCUAUCUCAACCUUUUGCACGUUGGUCACGGGAAGUUAUGCGACCAUCAGAUUUUACGAGAGUGGAAUUGACGUUUACAAAUCGAUUCGUCCACUUUUCCUGUCACUACUUCCAUGGACACGAUCUUCUAUUAAAAAUUUACGCACAGUUCGUGAGAUAUUAUCAACUGAUAUUACUAACCUUAUUAAUGAGUUAGCACCACAAAUUUAUCAUGAUUUUGAUGUUGAAAGGAUCGUUCAAGCAGCAGCAGAACGUUCUGUAAUGUCUACAAUUUCAAAUAGUGUGUUCCAAUCACCAAUAAAUUGGCUAGAUGAUAGGAUAUUUAAUUGGGAAAGGCAAGGAGAAACAUCAGAAUUCGAUGAUGUAAUUUACUUUUUAGAGAAAAAUAAUGGUAGUGCAUCAGGACGUAGUAGAACAAGUUCAUGGGCUAGUGGAUCCAAUUCAAGACCUAGAAGUAGAGCAAAUUCAAUUACGUCCGGACCUCCAGGAGAAAGUUAUCGGGUUGAAGCAUUAACAGAGUUACCUAGAGGUGAACCUUUCUCAAAAUUAAAUUUAAGGACAGGAGGAUUCACCAAAAUCAAGAGUAAGGAAUCUGAAGAAGAUUCCGGAUAUCAUGGGGAUGGGGAGGAUGAUUAUUUCUAUACUAUUAUUUAUGGUGAUACAGAACUAAAAACACUAAAUCGAUCGGAGAAAAUACCUUUUCCCAAUAAGCUUAAAUUAUUUCCAAACAUAGAUCAUCAAAUUCGUUCAACGGAUUUUGAAGUUCAUCGAAAUUGGCUUGCUAUUACGCACAGUCUUCCGAUAUCAAAAUGGUAUUAUGAAGAUAGGAGUGAAUGGACUUUAGAUUAUCCACCAUUUUUUGCAUGGUUCGAAUGGUAUUUAUCACAAUUUGCAUCAUUAGCGGAUAAAGGAAUGCUUAAAGUUGAUAAUUUAAAUUAUGCAAGUGAUGCAACCAUUUAUUUUCAACGUACUACUGUAAUUAUAAGUGAAUUAGUAUUGUUUUAUGCAUUGAAAAAAGGAUUAUGUCAUGCAUAUUGGGCGCCGAAUUUUUGGGCCUUGUAUGCUGCGGUGGAUCGAGUGUUGAUUGUUGUUGCAAAACGAUUCGGAUGGACGUUAAAUGUAUCGGCAAUUGGUUCUAUUACAAGAGGGUUGGUUGGAGAUGUAAAUUUCGCGUUAUUGCCACAAGUUCAAGCGAAUCAUACUUUCAUUCUUACCUUGGUAUUCCAGACGGCAUCUCUUAUUAAAUUGUGGAAAUAUCCAACUUACAAAAAUUUUCUUGGAUCAUUAAUUUUGAAUGGGUACUCUUCUUUUCUAUUUGGAUGGCAUGUUCAUGAGAAAGCUAUCCUGUUGGUUAUGAUUCCUUUCAGGUAA